Aspergillus tanneri is the source of this 1947-nucleotide messenger RNA. RefSeq names its product transmembrane 9 family protein. Lineage: Eukaryota; Fungi; Ascomycota; Eurotiomycetes; Eurotiales; Aspergillaceae. The record is from RefSeq and is a predicted model, not a curated record. The coding region runs from base 1 to 1947 and encodes 648 amino acids. Gene Ontology annotation, biological process: vacuolar transport; protein localization to membrane. The transcript has 4 exons. Gene Ontology annotation, cellular component: fungal-type vacuole membrane; endosome.
AUGCGGUUCAACAUACGAACGUUGCCCAUUUCAUCCCUCGUCCUCACCCUUCCGUCCCUCUCCGCAGCCUUCUACCUACCUGGUGUAGCUCCCACCUCGUACGAUGAAGGUCAAUCUGUUCCUGUGUAUGUUAAUCAUCUCACGCCAGGCCUAGCGCAGCAAGAUGAACAGCUGCAUUCCGUGUUCUCGUACGAUUAUUAUCACCCGGCGUUACACUUCUGCGAACCCGAAGGUGGACCGAAAGAUAUACGGGAAUCGUUAGGAAGCAUUUUAUUCGGCGACCGCAUCCAGUCUUCUCCGUUCCAAUUGUCUAUGGGUAAAAAUGAGACGUGCAAGGCAGUAUGCAAAGAGGUCAAGUUCGACGCGCGAAGCGCUACGUUCACCAACCGGCGUAUUGCACAAGGGUACAAUAUUAACUGGCUUGUGGACGGUCUGCCGGGUGCCCAAAUCAACGUUGAGUCAGUUACCGAUACCAAAUUUUAUAACCCUGGCUUCGCUUUGGGCACGUUAGAUGAGAACGGACAGUCGCUUUUGCACAAUCACUUCGAUAUCUACAUUGAAUAUCACCGCGUGGGGUUCACAGGCAAGGACAAGUAUCGGGUCGUCGGCGUGCUCGUUCAGCCAGACUCACGAGGCAACUCACGAGUCGUCGAGGAUGGAGCUGCCGACUGCGGUAGCAGUGACACCCCCGUUAUACUGAGCGAAGAGGGCGACACCUCGGUUAGUUGGACGUAUGGUGUGUACUGGCGCGAAUCGCCUACUCCUUGGGCUACCCGUUGGGACAAGUACUUGCAUGUCUAUGACCCCAAGAUCCAUUGGUUUUCCCUCAUCAACUCCGCUGUUUUCGUUGUCUUCCUGGUUGGCAUGGUCAGCAUGAUCCUUGUUAGAGCUCUGAAGAAGGACAUUGCUCGAUACAAUAGGCUGGAUAUGAUCAAUCUUGAGGAUCUAGAUGGAACAUCGGCCGCUGUGGAGGAUGGUAUUCAAGAAGAUUCUGGCUGGAAGCUGGUCCAUGGUGAUGUUUUCCGAUGCCCUAAGUCUCCUUUACUGCUGAGUGUUCUCGUUGGCAAUGGAGCACAGCUCUUUAUGAUGACCGGAGUGACAGUUAUUUUUGCUCUCCUUGGCUUGCUGUCUCCCUCAAACCGCGGCUUCUUAGCUACAGCUAUUCUUCUCAUCUAUACGCUCUUUGGCUUUAUCGGAGGAUACGUAUCAUCCAGAGUCUACAAGUCAUUUGGCGGAGAAGCGUGGAAGCGCAACAUUAUCAUGACCCCUGUGCUGGUUCCGGGGCUCAUCUUCUGCGUUUUCUUUCUACUAAACCUUUUCGUCUGGGGUAAAGGAUCGAGCGGGGCAGUUCCAUUUACCACGAUGCUCGCAUUGGUUUUGAUCUGGUUCGUCAUUAGCGUGCCCUUAAGCUUUGCUGGUAGCUGGCUCGGGUUCAAGCAACCGGCUAUCGAAGGUCCGACCAAGACCAACCAGAUUCCACGUCAGGUGCCUCCAAUGUCGGGUACCCUUCGUACGAUUCCUUCUAUACUGUUAACCGGCAUUCUUCCGUUCGGAGCCAUCUUUGUGGAGCUUUACUUCAUUAUGACCUCCCUUUGGACCAACAAGAUCUACUACAUGUUUGGAUUCUUGUUCCUUUGCUACGGCCUAAUGGUGAUCACCUCUGCCGCUACAACGGUUUUAUUGGUGUAUUUCCUUCUCUGCGCCGAGAAUUAUCGUUGGCACUGGAGGGCCUUUGCAGGCGCGGGUAUGACUGGUGGAUAUGUUUUCCUCAACGCUCUUCUUUUCUGGGCGACCCGGGUAAGCUUCGGAGGGUUCACCGGUGCCGUCCUGUACGUCGGCUACUCCGCAUUGAUCUCCUUCGUUGUCUUUAUCUUAACAGGUUCCAUUGGAUUCUUCGCCAGCUGGGUGUUUGUGCAGCGCAUCUAUGGCUCGAUCAAGGUUGACUAA